GAAUGGAAUCAUUUACCUACCCCCCCAAGUUAGAUGCUUUUACACAAUUCAACAGCACCCUACCCCUAACCCUUGGGAUUUGGCCAAUUGUCUUGUUCAGGUUCAGGAUAUAUCAAUCAAAUCAACCAAAUAGAGUGAAUGUACGUCCUAGUUUUUCCUUUCCUUUUCCAAAACCUAUCCUGUUUUUUCUGGGUUAGAAAUCGAAACACAAAAUCCCAAUAUAACAGGACAAAACUAGGUAUUUUAUUUGAUUUAUAAAUAAAUAAUUUACUAAUUAGUUUUCUAGUACAGUAUUUUAGAAAAAGAUGCAAAGAUAGUGUAUGGAAAAAAGUAGAAGCAGAAGAAGUAGAAGAAUAGCAUCAUCUUCAAAUCCUUGAUGUAAUCAGUGAUUAUAGAGAGGGUUAUAGUUAAUCAUCGAUUCAUAAAUGUUGUUUACUUCAUCUUCUUCUCAUUCUCUCUUUGCUCGUCCAAUUAAGCCUUUUUCUCGUCCCCCGACACUUCGUCCUUUUCCUACCACCUCUUUUCGGAUCCCCAAUUCUCGUUUCAAUCCUUCAAACAACAAAUUGAGUAUUCUGUGCUUUAGGCAUGAAGAGGAUAAUUCUUCAGAAACGCCCAAACCAGAUUUUAUAGAUCACUGUUUUCAUGAGGAAUUGGUGCAAUCCGAAUCAAGGGACCCUAAUGUUGUCAAAAGAGACUGGAAGUCAAUCGUUCCUAAGGCUGCAAAUGAAGUAUUCAAUGGGAUUGGUUAUCGAUGGGUUGUACCAUGGAGUGCAACGACCAUAUUAAAAGUUAUGCUUCUUUGGACAUCGGCCUUUUGGUUUAUAGGAUCUUGGAUGAUUCCUUUUGCAGCCCAUAUAACUGGCUUUAGCAAGGAUUCUUUGACAUUUAGAGGGCAGGCCCUAUUUAGCCUCGUCACUGAUGUAACUGAAGGACUAGCUGGAAUUGCAAUUCUUGUUCGUUGUCUUUCACGAUUCCGUCCCCUUCCACCCGACUGGUUCAAGUUUAGCCCGGAAGGAAAAUGGCAUUUUGAUGUUGUCAUGGGUUGUCUCAUGUUUCCUCUUGUCAAUCGGCUCUCUCAGUUCAACCUUGACCUACUACCUAUCCUGCCAUCGACACAGGUCACCCUUUCAAGUGUUGAACAAUCAAUAAAAGCAAGGGAUCCUGUGGCAAUGUUGCUGUAUGCAAUUGUAGUAUCAGUCUGCGCUCCUGUGUGGGAGGAAAUAGUUUUCCGUGGUUUUCUACUCCCGUCACUUACCAAAUACAUGCCUGUGUGGUGUGCAAUACUGGUAAGUUCAGUUGCGUUUGCGCUUGCACAUUUUAACAUACAGAGGAUGCUGCCGCUUAUAUUUCUUGGGAUGGUAAUGGGUGUGAUAUUUACACGGUCAAGGAAUUUAUUGCCAUCAAUGUUGUUGCAUAGUCUUUGGAAUGGGUUUGUCUUUUUAGAUUUGAUGAAAUAGCUUCUUUAAACUUAUGAUGAUUCUUUAGUAAGCAGGUAGUAGCCUAUUUUUGUAGAUAGCAAUGCUUUGGAUCAGCAUCUUCAGUAGCAAAUUCAUGCUAGAACAGUACCUAAUUGUUAAGGUACAAUGACCAAACCAAGUGUAUUUGUAAUGGAUUCUUACAACUGUAUAUUAUUAUUAUAUAUCAUGGACCUACUUUGUCUGUAUCUGAU
Medicago truncatula (barrel medic) is the source of this 1669-nucleotide messenger RNA. RefSeq lists its product as uncharacterized. Gene Ontology annotation, biological process: CAAX-box protein processing. Lineage: Eukaryota; Viridiplantae; Streptophyta; Magnoliopsida; Fabales; Fabaceae. Gene Ontology annotation, cellular component: membrane. Gene Ontology annotation, molecular function: metalloendopeptidase activity. The transcript has 4 exons. The record is from RefSeq and is a predicted model, not a curated record. Bases 426 to 1457 code for a protein of 343 amino acids.